Messenger RNA from Cololabis saira (Pacific saury), 3772 nucleotides. Its product is annotated as ankyrin repeat and BTB/POZ domain-containing protein 2-like. NCBI's taxonomy places the organism in Eukaryota, Metazoa, Chordata, Actinopteri, Beloniformes, Belonidae. The coding region runs from base 141 to 3173 and encodes 1010 amino acids. The record is from RefSeq and is a predicted model, not a curated record. The transcript has 18 exons. Gene Ontology annotation, molecular function: DNA binding; structural constituent of chromatin; protein heterodimerization activity. Gene Ontology annotation, cellular component: nucleosome.
UCCUCGUCCAGACAGGUGGAAUCUAGAGGUUUGAUUCUUACAUCUGGGACUGAUGAGAGGAUUUAAUGGAAGACUUUGCUGAUUUUUCUGUGCGUAAAAGUCCUGAGAGGGUUUAAAGAGCUCCCACAUCCCUGCGCAUCAUGUCCAGCUGUUUGCUGGGGAAGACCCUGGAGGAGCUGAGCCUGGAGGAGCUGAGCUUGGACUCGGGCUACGCGGCCGGGGAUCCCUGCCCGUCCCUCAGCCUGUCCUCCUCCGGCAGGUCCCGGUGGGGCCCCCGGGGCUCCGCGUACAGCAGGAGCAGGAGCAUCAGCUGGGACGCCCCCGCGGAGCUGCAUCCGGACCUGGAGGAGGUCCCCUGGACGCAGCCGGAGCUGCGGGCCGUGGUGCGGAGAGCCGCGGGCGGCGGGGACGCGCCCCUGACCGCGGACGCGCUGCGGCGCCUGUCCCUGCUGCUGCGCAGGGCGCUGCUGCGGGUGUCCCGGGAGGCGCAGCGGCUCAGCGCGCUGCACCGGCGGGUCACGCGCCUGGAGGUGGUGACCGCGGUGCGGCUGGUGCUGGGCCGCGGGCCGGCCGAGGCCUGCGUGUGCGCGGCCGUCAGGGCCGUGUCCCUGCACUGCAUGAGCUCCGGGGAGAGCGGGGUGUCGGCCCGCUGCGGCCUGGCUCUCUCCGUGGGCCGGUUCUUCAGGUGGAUGCUGGACACCAGGGUGUCCCAGCGCGUGCACGAGUACGCGGCCGUCUGCCUGACGGCGUGCGUGGAGAGCCUGGCCGAGCAGGUGGCCGGGCGCGCGCUGCGCGCGGCCAGGAUGAGCGUGGACCGGGUCACCGGCCCCCCCGUGACCCCCGAGCUGCUGGACGGAGCCGUGGACGGAGACGUGGAGCUGCGGGGGCUGCAGCCCUACGAGAGCCUCCUGUGGGGGAAACACACCAGUGGUGAGCUGUCGCUGCCGGUCCACGUCAGCCCGUACACCAAGGUUCCCGAGGAGCCCAUGGAGAGCAGGGAGGACGCCCUCAUCCACCUGGAGGUGCGGACGCUGGAGCAGGCGCUGCUCGCCACCUGCGUGGGCAGCAUCACAGAGCUCAGUGAUCUGGUGUCUCGGGCGAUGCGUCACAUGCAGCGGCUGCACAGUUCCAGGCCCUCCGUCAGCAACGCCCGCUCAGCCGGCCAGCCCUCGGUGUCCUGGGCCCCGGACGCUGUCCGUACCCUCUACUACUUCCUGUCCAGCCCGCAGAUGGAGUCCCUGGAGAAUCCCAACCUGGAUCCUUCGGCCAUGACGCUGAGCAGAGAGAGGCCGUUCCUGCUCCUCCCGCCGCUCAUGGAGUGGAUCCGGAUGGCCGUGGUGCACGCUGAACACCGCCGCAGCCUUCUGGUGGACAGCGAUGACGUCAGACAGACGGCCAGACAGCUCCUGCCAGGACUGGACUGUGAGCCCAGACAGCUGAGGUCGGAGUGCUGUUUCCAGUCCUUCAAGUGUCUGGAUGCAGACGCCGCUGCAGCAAAGUUCCGGCUGGAUCUGGGUUUCCGGAUGCUGUCGUGUGGUCGAGCAGACCUGGUGCCUCAGGCCACGGGGCUGCUGGGAGAUGCAGGCGUGGACGCCAUGGACGACCAGGGAAUGACUCCUCUGAUGUACGCGGCUGCAGCAGGUGAUGAGGCGUUGGUGCAGAUGCUCAUCGAGGCAGGAGCUCAGCUCAACCUGCAGGUUCCUGGGUUCUCCUCCAGACAUCCAUCUGUUCACCCCGGCAGUCGUCACUGGGUGGCGCUGACGUUUGCUGUGCUGCACGCUCACCUGUGUGUGGCUCAGCUGUUGCUGGAGGCUGGAGCAGACGUGGAGGGAGGAGCGCUGCUAGACGGACAGGAGAGCUCAGCGGAGACACCACUGCAGCUCGCUGCUGCUGCAGGUAACUAUGAGAUGGUGAGCCUGCUGCUCACCCACGGAGCUGACCCUCUGCUCAGAGUGCAUCAUGGGAGUUCUCUGACAUCACCUCUGUACGAGGACAUGAACUGCUUCAGCUACGCGGCAGCGCAUGGACACAGGAACAUCCUGAGGAGGCUGCUGCUGCGGCCGCGCCUCAGGAACGAGGACAUCCUCUCCCUGGAGGAGAUCCUGGCUGAGGGAGUGGAGGAGCGGGAGGCCGGAAUCCCAGCUCAUCCUCCGGCCGCCGACCCCCUGAGCAUCGUCCCCAGACUGAGCAAGGCCAGGAUGAAGGGCCUGCAGCAGGCGGCCUACUACAGCGCUGAGCACGGAUACCUGGACGUUACCAUGGAGAUCCGAGAGAUGGGUGUUCCCUGGAGACUCCACACCUGGCUGGAGUCUCUGCGCAGAGCUCAGCAGCUGUGCAGGGAUGACAUCACGGUCUCCCUCCUGACAGAGUUCCCCUCCAUCAGGACGGACGACUACAACCCCGAGCUGCUCUGCACAGGAAUCCCCCUCAUGUUCAGCAUGUUGGACACCAGCAAGGACUACGUGGUGCUGAAGCGUCUGGCUGCCGUCUUGUCCCACUGCUACGGCUCGUCCCCCGUCCCCGCCGUCCCGCCCAUGGACGUGUCUCUGACCACCAAGCUGGAUAUUCACUUCCUGAACAACAAGGAGAUGUCUGACGUGACGUUGAUGGUGGACGGACGUCCGUUCUUCGCCCACCGGGUGCUGCUCAUGUCGGCCUCUGAAAGAUUUCGUCGGAUGCUCGCCGACUCCCCCGACAACAUCAUCCACAUCAGUCACAUGACCUGCAGCACCUUCCAGAUGGUGAUGAAGUCUCUCUACUGCGGCGGGACCGAGGGCCUGAAGAUCUCUCACUCUGAAGCUUUGAAGCUGCUGCCGGUGGCCACGUUCUUCCAGCUCCGAGGUCUGCAGAGAUGCUGCGAGGCCACGCUGUCGCGGAGUCUGACUCUGGACAACGCUGUGAGCGUCUACCAGACGUCAGAGCAGCACGGGGGAGCCGAGCUCCGCAGGUUCUGCGAGGGAUUCUUCCUGCAGAACAUGGACCGUCUCCUGGACAGGGAGGACUUCCACCGCCUGCUGCUGGGGGGGGUCAGCCGGGGGCUGCUCUGCCCGGGCAUCGGCCCCCGGGCCGGGCCGGGGCACGGCCAGGGCCGGGACCCGCCCGGGCUCAUGAGAGACCUGGAGGCCGCGCUGAUCCAGAGACUUUACAACCUCCACGCGUCGUGUCGGGGGUAGAGACGCUGCCACGCUGGACUGGCUGGGCCUUUGGGAGAGGUAGCCAUACUGGACACACUGGACAUAACUGGACAGAGCUGGAUACACGGUCCAAACGGAUCACUGAUGACCAGGUUCCAUCUCCACUUUAGUCAUUUAUUAACUACUAAGAACUUUGUGGUCACUGAGUUUCUUGGACAGUUAUGUGGACAAACUGCUGGGUAAAAGGUUUGCCUCCAAGUGGUAACUGGACAAAACGUGUGUCUGGACGUGUUCAGAACCUGCUCUGGUCCACCUUCGGCCCUUUGAAUGGAGUUAAUGUUGCUGUGAAUGAAGAUCGUUGAUAACUGGACACACGUGAACACGCUCCUCACCAGGACAGGAUCCCAUUGUUGUUUGGAAAAAAACAAAUACUGGCAAUCUUUAUGGUGAAAUUAUGAUGAAAUCAUUAAAUCCUGAACGGUGAAUUUCACAGCAGGAACCGCAGGUCUGGAUCCAGACCCUGGUGGUCGGCACAAGAACUGCAGGUUUUCUUACCUCCAUGUGGACUUUAAUCUGGGUACUUGCAGUGUAAAGACAGAAUUGUUAACAUAAACGUGUUUAUUGAUAAAAUAAACCUA